This is a messenger RNA of Aphidius gifuensis, 4230 nucleotides long. Its product is annotated as adult enhancer factor 1. The coding region runs from base 1041 to 2498 and encodes 485 amino acids. Gene Ontology annotation, molecular function: RNA polymerase II cis-regulatory region sequence-specific DNA binding; DNA-binding transcription factor activity, RNA polymerase II-specific. The record is from RefSeq and is a predicted model, not a curated record. Gene Ontology annotation, cellular component: nucleus. Gene Ontology annotation, biological process: regulation of transcription by RNA polymerase II. NCBI's taxonomy places the organism in Eukaryota, Metazoa, Arthropoda, Insecta, Hymenoptera, Braconidae. The transcript is spliced from 5 exons.
GAGCCCAGCAGCAGCAGCUUAACGUGCUCAUCCCUUUUUUUAAAAUUUUUUUAGAUUGUCGUAAAUUCUAAUAAUAACAACAACACAAACAUUAACAACGCUAUCAAAUGAUAAUGAUAAUAAUAAUUCUAGCAAAGUGGUGAAUCGGAGUAACACGACAACGAAAUGUGGAUAGACUUGAUUCGGGUAUUUUCGUCGUUUUCGCUGUUUAGCGAGUCGUUUUGGCUGUUGGGCAGAUUGGCAAAAAAAAGGGAGGAGUUGGGUGGGUGGUAAAAAUAAAAAAAUAAAAAAAAGAAAGAGUAUAUAUAUGCGCGAUGAGUGCGUAAAGGAUAUUGGUGAUAAAGAUAUGUGUUGGUAGAAAAAAAAUAAAAAAAUGACAAGGGGAAAAAAGGAUGUGUCUGGGGGUCUUGUAUUUUUUGGCAAUAUCAAAUGAGAAUACAUAACUAACAUACACAGAGAGAAAGAGAGAUUGCUGUAUUGCGCGAGUAGUAGACAAAUCAUGAAAUAGUACAUGCGAGUAAAAGUGAGUAAAAAAUAAUAUGUAUAUAAAAUAAAAUAAAAUGAGGGGUAGUUGUUGACUGUAUACACAAGUCUCUUCUUCUUCUCUCUCUGUGUGUGUCCCUAAAAACGAGCCGACAAAUAUUCGCGAGGGGGGUCGAUGAAAAGAGGUGGAUUGGGAAAUACGAGGAGAGAAAGGAAGGGGCCUUUUUAGAGUUGAUGGUUGGGUUGUGGGUGCUACAGAGUAUUCGAGAAAAAAUAGUUAAGAGGCUGGCAUAGUUGAGGGUGGAUGGUGGGGGGACAACACCGACAACACACUCGACACUCAAGAGACAGGUGUCAUCGACAAUCCAGAAAGAGUUGUAUAUUUACGUAAAGUUGGAGCACAAUCAACCACCACGUGAGAUUUUAUUGUGAAUAAUUUUUUUUGAGUUGUUUAAAUAACAGAGUGAAUUUUUUUUUUUUUUUCGCAUUGGACAAAAAAAAUUGAGUGAAUUUAUAUUAUACAUUUGAAUGGUUUUUAAAUAAAAAAAAAUUUGAAAAUGAAUUUUCCACCGUUUGGCAGUCAUUUUCCUGGUAGUAUCCCUAGUAUACAUCAAUUUACUGCUGAUGGUAGUGGUGGUGGUGGUGCUGGUGGUGCAAGUGGUGGUGCAAGUGUUGGUAUUGGUGUUGGUAGUACUAGUUCAAGAUAUGGUAAUCAUUUUACAAAUCAACCACCAAUUGGAGUUCCUGUUGUUGGUAAAUAUCGUACAGAAAUUAAUGGUACACAUGCAAGUCAAUCAAGUCAAGGUGGUAUUAUGAUGAAUAAUAAAACAUCAUAUUCAAAUAGUAAUAUUCAUCAUUAUCCAAAUAUUCCAUAUUCACAAUCACAAAGUAUACAUCAACGUUUAUCAAAUUCACCAGUAAUAAUGCAAGAAAAACGUUCUUAUCAUCAGGAUAUUUGUAAUUUAUUACAAGAAAAAGAAAAAAAAGAUAAAAAAACAAAUGAUGAACAUAGUGGUAGAAAUAAUGAUACAACAACAACAACAUCAUCACCAGCAACAACAACCACAACAACAAAUGGUACAAAUCAACAACAAUUACAACAACAACAACAACAACAGCAGCAGCAGCAACAACAACAGCAACAAGAUUAUUCUUUGCAUCAACAUCAUCAACAACAUGCACAUACACAAACACCAGCAUCAAUGCCAGCAACAUGGCAAUCAUUGGCAACACCUGGUUCAACAGUUGCUGAUUAUCUAAGUCAUUUACCAGCAAGUACAUUGCCACUAUCAUUGCAUCAUUUUUUAAAAUAUUCAGCUGAAAGUAUUAAAAAAGAAACUGAAAUGCAAGCACAAACUACCUCUGUGGCAAUAGCAACAACAACAACACCAAAUAUUAUGAUGUCACCAAGUUCUAAAAAAAAGAAAAAAAAGAAACAACCUAAAGAAAAAAAACCACGUCCAAAACCAGGUGAAAUUAGAUUAACAACAGCACUUGAUGGUUCAACAUUAUAUUGUUGUCCUGAAUGUCAUAUGGCAUAUCCAGAACGUGAAUUACUUGAACAACAUUUACUUGGUCAUACACUUGAACGACGUUUUGUAUGUGACAUAUGUGGUGCUGGAUUAAAACGUAAAGAUCAUUUAACACGUCAUAAACAAUCACAUAAUCCUGAAAGACCAUAUGUUUGUACUGUAUGUUUAAAAGCAUUUAAAAGAAAGGAACAAUUAACUCUACAUUUUGUCAUUCAUUCUGGUGAAAAACGACAUGUUUGUACUGAAUGUGGUAAAGGUUUUUAUCGUAAAGAUCAUUUGAGAAAACAUACACGUAGUCAUAUUGCAAGAAGAGUCAAAGCUGAGCUCAGUCAAAAUGCUGGUAAUCAACAAAAUCAACAACAACAGCAGCAACAACAACAACAGCAACAAAAUAAUACUAAUAAUAAUAAUAAUGUUACAAAUAAUAUUGCUGGUACAUCAUCAGUUCUUCCUGUUGGGCAUUCAGGUCCACUUUUAUCCUGAGCCCCGCCACCUGGGAACUUUCAAGUUCCCAAUCCGAAUAAUAUUAUUCAUGCUCAUCAAACAACUCAUCAUACAACAUUACAUCAUCAUCAUCUUGCGGCUGUUAAUGCUGCUGCGCAUCAAGCAGCUGUUAGUACAUCAUUACCAACAACAAGCCAUUAUCAAGCAGCACAUGAUACACUUGGAUUCCUCAGUCAUGUCAAAGAUUUUUGAGGGUCAAUAUUCUAUUAUUAUUAUUAUUAUUAUAAAUUUAACAUUAUACGUGGUAAAUAUAAAUAUUAUAUUUUGUUUUAUUUUUUUUUUAAAUGAAAAAAAACAAUUAGUUGAUUAUGAUGAAUCCAUGAUAUUUUUAUUUUUGAGUUUUUGAUGAACAAAGAUAAAUUAAUGUUUUUUCGGGGGAAUUUAUAUGAAAAUAUUAAUUAUUAAUUAAUAACGUAUAAUGAAAAAAUUAAAAUAUGUAAAUUAUAUAUUUAUAUCGCGCUUAUUAAUAUUUGUCAUGUAUUAUUAUAUACUAUCACCAUGAAAUCUAGAAGGUAAAAAAAAAAUUCGUACUUUUUUUAAUAUUAUGCUUAUUUUGUUUAUUAAUUUUUUACAAUUUGUUUUUUAAUUAGUAUAUUGAAUUUAGAUAGAUAUUAUUAUAAAGUUCGUUGAGCACUGAUUAAUUAAAUAAGUUGAUAUUUUUUUAAAUCUAAUUUUCUAAAAUAUAAUGGUCAAAAUAUUGAGUGUCAUUAUUUUGAUCGUAAUAUUUCAUUUGUAAAUUAAUGUCUUCUAUAAAAAAUGAUGGUCAAAUGAUUAUUAUUAUUAUACAAAAAAGAAAAAAAAAAGAUCAACGUCUGGUUGUGAUGAUUUGUGAUUGAGUUGUACUUGGCACAUCUUCCUUUAAUUUUUAAUUAAACAUACAAAUAUUUCUGGCAAUUUAUUAUGAUUAUUAUUUUUGAAAAAUUUUAUUUUAUAAAUUUACAGAGAGAUAGAGACAUUAUUAUUUUUAUUUAACUAGAAAAAAUAAUUAAAAUGUGUAAUAAUAACACUAAACAGCCAGGAGCUGUUUAGUUAAAAAAAAACAAAAUAAUAAUAAUAAUACAAAUGAAUUUUCUACUGAUUUAUCAUUUUAAAAUAAUAAAUAAAAAAAAAUUUACAGUAUUAAGUUUAUUAUUGUGAGUUGACACAUGCAAAUUAAAACAAAAAAAAAAAACGUAAUUCAGGUUUUUUCAGACCUCAAGUAAUGAUGAUAAUUAUUUAAGUAAGACUAAGCACGACGUACUAUGAUAAAAAAAAAAAUAAAUGAAACAAUGCAUUAAUGUAAAGAGAAAUGAUGAAAAUUUAAUUGUAAAAAAAAUAUUGCAAUUGAGGCAUUUACAACAACUUGAUCUAUAAUUGAGAAAAAAUAAAAAUAAAAUUAAAAACUCGAGGGGUACGUAUUUAAAUUGUACGAAUAUAUAAGUUUGUAUACAAAAUGACAUUAAUAAAAAUAAUAAAAUAAGCUUGUAAUUUAUAAUGAUGAAAAAAAAAAAUAAUAAAUUUAGAAUUAUAUAUAGUUUAAUAAUUAAGGUAUGAUAAAAAACAAAAAAAUAAAUUUUCCUUUUUUUUAAAAAAAAAAAUGUAUACAUUGUGUGAGUGUCAGGAUAAAUUAUUAUUAUUUUGAUAUUAUUAUCAAUUUAUUGUCACACGACAAAAUAAUACGUCAGUAAAUGUAUAACGUCCAAACAAAAUUUAAAAAACAAAAAAAAAAUAA